GGCUCUUUCUCUCUCUCGCACUGCCCUCCUCUAAAUGUUUACACUGCUUGAAGAUUUUUCUGAGUGUAUAUGAACCCUUAAAAACAAACGCUUUGCUUUUUUUUUUAAUCUCAAUGUCGCCCAUGGAAGUUGGUUUCUAACUGCGAUUCUACAGCGACAGAUGAUCCGGGACGCCUCGGCCGCAAGGAUCAUGUCGACUCUGCAGAGCUCCGCCGUCCUGCUGCUUUUUAGCUUCCUGAUUGGUCUGAGCUACUCUCUGAACCCAAGAGACCCCAAUGUGUGCAGCCUGUGGGAGAGCUUCACCACCUCAGUGAAAGAGUCCUACUACCAUCCUUAUGACCACGUGACGGAGGAGCCCUGCGCCGACCCUCGCACCUCCUACAGAUGCAUGCGCCACAGGAUCACCUACAAGACGGCCUACAGGCAGGCGGUGAAGACAGACUACCGCAAGAGAUACCAGUGCUGUCCAGGCUAUUACGAGAGCAGAGACAAAUGUGUCCCUCGCUGCACCAAGGAGUGUGUCCACGGUCGAUGUGUCGCUCCAGACCGUUGCCAAUGUGAGGGAGGCUGGCGAGGCGACGACUGUUCCAGUGCAUGUGAUGACAAACACUGGGGGGCAGGCUGCAGUCAGCAGUGCAAGUGUGAGAACGGAGCUCUCUGCGAUCCCAACAAAGGGACGUGUCAGUGUCCCCCAGGGUUCAUAGGACGCUACUGCGAGGACUCCUGUCCAGCAGGCACCUUCGGGAAGGGCUGCCUGCAGAGGUGCAAGUGUGGGACCGGAGGAUCCUGCGAUAAAGCAACUGGAGAGUGUGUAUGUCGGGACGGAUUCACUGGGACUUUCUGUGAGAAGGUGUGUCCCAGGAAAUGCCAGGUGCGAUGCCCCUGUCAGAAUGGUGGUAUCUGUAAGGGCAAAGGGAUCUGCGAUUGCCCGCCUGGAUGGACGGGUGCAGUUUGCACGGAGAGAUGUUCAGAGGGAAGGUUUGGACAAAACUGUGCUGAGGAGUGUGUCUGCCACAACAGGGGCAAAUGUGACCCUGAAACUGGACAGUGCCAGUGUGCUAAAGGCUUCACUGGUAACAGGUGUAAUGAGGAGUGUGCUGCAGGCUCUUAUGGUCAGGACUGUAAAGGUGUGUGUGACUGUGCUAACGGCGCACGCUGCUACAACAUCGAUGGAGGGUGCCUCUGCGAACCGGGCUUCAGUGGACCGCACUGCAGGGACAGGAUGUGUGGACCUGGCAAAUACGGCAUGCACUGUGAGCGCUUGUGUCUCUGCCAGGACAAACACACACUCAGUUGCCACCCAAUGAAAGGAGAAUGUACAUGCCAGCCAGGCUGGGCAGGACUGUUCUGUAACGAGACCUGCGCUCACGGUUUCUACGGUCAUGGCUGCCUGGAGCCGUGUCUGUGUGUGAAUGGAGGGGUGUGUGAUAGUGCCACAGGACAGUGCCACUGUGCUCCAGGGUUUACGGGCAUUCACUGUGAGAAUCUCUGUAAAAGUGGCACCUAUGGCAAGAACUGCUCCCUGGAGUGCUCCUGUGAAAACUUCAUCGACUGCUCGCCAAUUGACGGCGCUUGCUUCUGCAAAGAGGGCUGGCGAGGGCCGGACUGUUCCACCCCCUGCUCUGAGGGAACCUGGGGCCCAGGAUGCAACGCCACCUGCCACUGCGCCAACGGGGCAAAAUGUAAUCCUGCAGAUGGAUCCUGCACCUGCACAGCCGGCUGGCAGGGGGCGCGCUGUGACCAACCGUGCCCGAUGGGCACGUUUGGGCCAGGCUGCCUGAAGAGGUGUGAUUGUGUUCAUGCCGACGGCUGCCAAGCUACCACCGGGGAGUGCCACUGUCUGCCAGGUUGGUGGGGUUCUCGCUGCAGUGAGCCAUGUUCAGAGGGCCUGUGGGGGCGCCACUGUAACCACACCUGUUUCAAGCAUUGCCCCAACAGUGACACCUGCUUGAGGGAAAAUGGAGCGUGUGUGUGUCGCCCAGGAUUCUGGGGAGUCACCUGCCAGAACAAAUGCAGAGUUGGUAUGUACGGUGACCAGUGCAGUAUGUCCUGCCCAUCCUGUGGCCAGUCGUACCGCUGCCACCAUGUGACAGGAGAGUGUGAUUGCCUACCUGGACACACUGGACCCAACUGUGAUCAAGUUUGUCCAGCUGGCUACUACGGCAAACACUGCUCUGAAGUGUGUGUUAACUGUGCCAACAACUCUACAUGCGAUCACCGGGACGGUCACUGUGAAUGUUUGCCCGGCUGGACGGCCACUGACUGCUCCAUACCCUGUAGUCCAGGUCGCUUCGGUCCCUUCUGCACUCAGACCUGCUCCUGUUCGCCCAACCUCAGCUGUGACCGCUUUACUGGAGACUGUGUGUGUGAAGGAGAGGACUGUAAAGAAGACUCCUCUGAGCAGUCAGGGAGCGUCAUGGUCCCCCUUCCUCCUGGUGAGAGGGAGUCGUGGGGAGCCAUCGGCGGCAUCGUCGUGCUCGUCAUCCUGGUGGUCUUACUGCUGGCUCUGCUGCUGCUUUACCGCCGCAGGCAGAAGGACAAACAGAACAACACGCCGACCGUGUCCUUCUCCACCAGAAGCACAGUCAACUCUGAAUACGCCGUUCCAGAUGUUCCUCACAGUUACCACCACUACUACUCCAACCCCAGCUAUCACACACUGAGCCAGAACAGGCCUCCACUGCCACACCUCCCCAACAACCAUGACCGCACCAUCAAGAACACCAAUAACCAGCUGUUCUGCAGCGUGAAAAACAUGGAGAGGGAGAGGCGGGGCCUGUUUGGGGUUGAGAGCAACGCCACUCUGCCUGCAGACUGGAAACACCACGAGCCCCGCAAAGACUCAGGAGCUUUUGGAAUCGACCGCAGCUACAGCUACAGUGCCAGCCUCGGAAAAUAUUACAACAAAGAGCUGAAGGACGCGGUGGCGGUGAGCAGCAGCUCUCUGAACAGCGAGAAUCCCUACGCCACCAUCAAGGACCUGCCCGGCCUGCCCUUCUGCCCCCCAGAGAGCAGCUACAUGGAGAUGAAGUCAGCCGUGCCCAGAGAGAGAGCCUACACUGAGAUCAGCCCACCACCUUUCAACACGGCCACCUUACGCAGAGAGCGUCAGAGUUCCCUCGGUCACGCUCCACAUGAGGACCCCCAGAGCCACUACGACCUCCCCGUGAACAGCCACAUCCCGGGACACUAUGACCUGCCACCUGUCCGCCGCCCCCCCUCCCCUAGGAGAACACCUCAGUGACAGUCACAGCAGCAGAGCAAGUUUCCCUCCUCCUCACUUUGGGGAUGAUUUCAGCCACGCUCCCAAAAAAGGAGCAAACUUUUACUCUCUUGUCUGACAAUCAGAGCUGCAGACCACCCACAGACCAGCGCCUGAACGUCUGACCCGCUGAGGAACAAUUGUUUACUGUGUCUGCCCCCCUGUCAGCUCAACACUGCCCCUCUGUGGGCUAAAGUGGUACUUGCUUCACCAUGACAGACUUGUCAUCCAGACCGGGGAGCCAGCAGGCUGCGGUGAGGAAGGCUGGACUGUGGCGACGCCAGCGGGGCUUCAGCUGCAUUCACCUCCCAUGGGAAAAAUACGCCACAAGACUUCAUGCUUAAAAGCAAAAACUUGGGAAUGUUUAUGUGUUUGAACUCAUCUAAACUUGCUGUAAUUUCGCCUGCUACUGACGAGCUGGUGUGCAUGUUUCAAAGGCCCUUUUUAUUAGAGUUCAAAUCUGCAUCAUCAAAAAUGACAAAUUAAGACGUAGUUUGAGUUUUAUUUUGCUUUUUUGGUUAAAUUUAGACAUAUUAUAUUCCAAAAAUGUAAACUUUUUCAUAGGCAGCUUUUGUAUGAACUCGUCAUAGCUGGACUUCUUUUGAUUAGCUCAUCAAAAGGGCAGAAACAAAGGUCAAGAGACCUUUUUAAACAUGUCUUACAACACAUAUGAGUUUGUUUUGGACAGCAAAAAAUCGUCUCACCAAAGUGCCUGAGAUUUUUUUUUACCAAGAUGCACAAUAUUUUUUAUGACUCAUAUCACUGUCUUCUCCAAAUGUGGCAUUUAGAGACACGAUGAUGCACGUGUCCCCCGUUUGUUUAAACAAAUGUGGUUUACUUAUUGCUGCUGUCAGAUGGAAACUUUGUAAAUAUAGAAAUGAAUAUAUUGUUAGCUUUACAGAAAUGUAGAACAACAGCCCUGUUUGAGGAUGUUUUAAAGGGUUUGUGACCAAAGAUUACACAUUUAUCACUAACAGAUACCAGAAACUCUGCUUAAGCACAAACAUUGUUCAUGCAGGACAAAAAUUCCCAUGACCUUCAUCAAAUGGGGAAUUUAAAGCCAAAUCAAAGCAGUAUUAUGAAUGUUAACGCAGUGACCUACAGUAACUUUUGUCUGUGUGGUAUUUAAAGGGCCGGUUCACCCAAAAUACCAAAAGUUUAGCUUUACAGAGUACUCCAACUCAUCCCAGGGGCGGAGCAGGGGGGGGUGGCUGAUGGGGGUCCAGCCCUGAAUGUUUAAGGUUUUUAAAAUACCUUCAACUUUGUUUCAUUUCCCCUCAAUCUCUCGACUGCAUCGGCAAAUCAGGGGAGCAAAACCUCUAUUACAGGUGAAAUAUCACCAUUUAGAGAGAGCGUGAAGUUGACCUCAUGCUGUGUUGUUAUUUUUUUGGGAAUGGGGGAGCCAUCUUGUGAGGAUCACACUCUGUUACCUGUGCCUGCUAUGGGGGCAAAGCAACGGUUUUCAGACAAUUAAUCACGAUAACGAUAUACAGCUAUAUAAAUUGGCAGCUCAAGGCUGGAUUACAGGCCCUGUAAUGAUGUUUCAGGUUUGUGAAUCUGCAGGUGUAACACUUGGGCUAGUAACGUUAGCAGUGAGUUGGUGAGGUGACCAAGGAGGUUUGAAAGAGGAGAAGUCAUGGCGUCAUAUAGCGUCAUAUCAUUGGGGUACAACACAUGCGUAGUAAAAUCUGAUCUGCACUUCCUGAAAGGCUCAAUAGCGGAUGGGGGAUGACUGAUUUGUUUCAAAAACAUGUUUUCUAUAUGAAAAUGCUCUUUUGUAUAUCGGCUGCCAAUUAUUCGAGUGUACCCAAAAAGUUCUGUCAGGUCCAGUGCACCCAAGGUGGCCAAACAUAGCGAACCCUAAAAGCACCUCAAGUGGACAUCAUCCCUUUAUUCAUAGCGCCGUCUGCUGUGACCCUCUUACAUCGCAGCUCCAGUUACAUUGUGCUUAUGUCAUACCCCGUAACUACCAUUGGGUCAAAGAGCGUGUCCCAGCUUCGGAGGUGACUAGCCUAAUAUGGCAUCAUGUUCUCAUCCUGACAUGUCAAAUACCAGUUGUUAGUGGACCUACAUGUCAAAAUAUGACACACUGGGUACCCUCCCGCAUCAGUUUUGGAAGUUCGGGUAUGGCGUGUCAAAUUACGCUCAUUACAUGCUUUGUGUCUUUUCAAAAUACACUCACAACGUGGUGUCACCUCACAGCAAGAGGGUUCCUGGUUUGAACCCCAGGGUGGGCAAGCCCCUCUGUGUGGAGUUUCACACAGUCCCACAGUCCAAAGACAUGCAGGUUAACUGGUGACUCUAAAUUGUCCGUAGGUGUGAAUGUGAGUGUGAAUGGUUGUCUGUCUCUAUAUGUCAGCCCUGUGAAAGUCUGGCGAACUGUCCAGGGUGUACCCUGCCUCUCGCCCUAUGUCAGCUGGGAUAGGCUCCAGCACCCCCGCGACCUCCAACAGGAUAAGUGGUUACGGAAAAUUAAUGAAUGAAUGAACUUACAACGUAGGUAAAACAAGUCGGUGAAGAUUCUCAGUCAUCCAGGACAUGGUAAUCGGAAGUGCUGUAUCGUAGGCAACUGGACUUGCUUGCGUUUCUUGAAGACGUUUUGCCUCUCAUCCAAGAGGCUUUUUUCAGUUCUAAUGGACUGGUGCGAAGGUGCAGGCUAUAAACCCUGUGUGGGUGGGAACCCUUGCAGAGUCGUAGGGGUCAUGUGAGCUC
Molecule: messenger RNA, 5974 nt
Organism: Epinephelus moara (kelp grouper)
Lineage: Eukaryota; Metazoa; Chordata; Actinopteri; Perciformes; Serranidae
Gene: pear1
Product: platelet endothelial aggregation receptor 1
Exons: 23
Coding region: 161-3244 (1027 amino acids)
Cellular component (GO): membrane
Molecular function (GO): protein binding
Source: RefSeq, a predicted model, not a curated record